Messenger RNA from Selaginella moellendorffii, 961 nucleotides. Its product is annotated as chloroplast processing peptidase. The record is from RefSeq and is a predicted model, not a curated record. Gene Ontology annotation, biological process: thylakoid membrane organization. Bases 16 to 819 code for a protein of 267 amino acids. Gene Ontology annotation, cellular component: chloroplast thylakoid membrane. Gene Ontology annotation, molecular function: serine-type endopeptidase activity. NCBI's taxonomy places the organism in Eukaryota, Viridiplantae, Streptophyta, Lycopodiopsida, Selaginellales, Selaginellaceae. The transcript has 7 exons.
GUUCUACCAGUGCUCAUGGUCAGUGCAAUGGGUUCCUUCAUCGUUGGUGGUGGUGGCCUGAUGUUUGGAGGGAGGCACUAUCACCAUAGAAUGCCGGCAGUGGGUUCGCCAGCUUUUCCGUCAGCAACAGCUAUUGGUGUGAAGAGCAAGGGGUUGAAGAUUGGAAGUUUUGGGAUUUGUCGAGCUGUUCGUGAUCCAGAAGAAGCUCCAGAGCUAAGAAACUCCAAAAAGAACGAAGCUGUGGACGAGAACAAGGAUCCUGGGAUUGACAGGCGCGAGCUGUUUCUCUCGAUUCUCGACGAUGUCAAGAUCAUUGGAGUGGUUCUCGCCGCUUCGAUAUUUUUCCGGUGGUACGUUGCAGACCCGAGCAUCAUUCCGUCCGAGUCUAUGUCUCCAACGCUGCAGCCUGGAGAUAUUGUGCUCGUUGAAAAGUUUUCAUAUCGAUUCAACUCUCCUGACAUCAAUGAUAUUGUCACGUUUGAUGGUCCUGCGUCACUGAUGCAAGGUGCUGGAGAUUUAUUCAUCAAGCGAAUCGUUGCCAAAGCGGGCGACACUGUUGAAGUGUCCGACGGAAAACUCAUUGUCAAUGGAAUUACGAAAGAAGAACCUUUCGUCUCGGAAGCCGCAAUUUAUGACAUGCCUUCGGUGCUUGUACCUGAUGGUCACGUCUUCGUUAUGGGAGACAACAGGAACAACAGCUAUGAUUCGCACAUAUGGGGCCCUCUUCCUGUGUCGAGCAUCCGGGGCCGCUCCGUCUUGAGGUACUGGCCUUUAACAAGGCUCGGCAGCACACUUGGUUGGAUUCGUCAAUCAAUGUGAGGAGUUUUGACUUCCACUUUCUAAAGACUGAACGUCUUGGUCGAUGCCAUAUGCGUGACAACCGAAAAGCACCGAAAAGCCGAGCUAGUGGAAGACGAAGUGGACAUCGAAGAAUAGCUACAGGAACACGAGUUUAUUGCCA